UAACUCGUAAUAAUGUACGUCAAAUGUACGCUUCACAAGCGUAAAUUACGCUUGCGCUUCUGAAAAUUACGCUUGCUUCUGAAAUUUACGCUUGCGCUUCUGAAAAAUACGCUUGCUUCUGAAAUUUACGCUUGCGCUUCUGAAAAUUACGCUUGCUUCUGAAAUUUACGCUUGCGCUUCUGAAAAUUACGAGUGGUUUCUCAAGCGUGAACAACCUGUCAAAAAACGUCAUUGGACGUACAAGGCAUUCUCUAUCGAGGAAGAAACAAUCGAUUUUUGUUACUGUAUACGCAUGUGGCAGAAAGAUGGCGAACCAACCGAACGCGCCGAAUUCACAGGUAUCAUUGGUGACACAAGUGCUGGACAGACUCAGACACAAUAUAAUUACCAUUUUAAAUCAACCACAACUGGAUUUGGACUACUUCUUGUAUGUCAUAAAUCAGGAAAUGUUUAUAUUGACAUCUGCUUCAACAGUUUUUGAUAUUCCGUUUGAAAUUAUAAAUACUUUGUCUGACCUUCAAAUAAAGCUGCAGAGAAGCCUUGCACAGGAGGACUUUGUUGCCUUUGUAAGGCAAGGGUGUGAGGGUCGUGGUCGUCCAAAAUUUGUGUUUUCAGGUGAACUGCUUCGAUUGCUAACUGAUAUGCCACUCCCAGUGGCUUGUAUUGCAAAUAUAUUAGGUGUUAGUGAGGCAACCAUCUUUAGACGUAUGAGGGAAUUGGGCUUGUCAACCAGGUCAACAUACAGCGGGGUGACCGAUGAAGAGCUGGACAAUUUAGUCAUGUCUAUCAAAAGAAGACUACCAACUGCUGGAUAUCGUAUGGUUAAAGGGUGUCUACAAGCAGAAGGACACAGAGUUCAGUGGAGUCGUGUCAAAGAAAGCCUGCACAGAGUUGACGCUCCUGGAAUUUUGGAAAGGAUGACUCAACUUGGCUGUAUUGUCAGGAGGACGUACUUUGUGCAAGGCCCACUGUCCCUAGUUCAUGUGGACACUAACCACAAACUCAUAAGGUACAACAUUGUCAUAUUUGGGGGUAUAGAUGGAUACUCCAGAAAGAUCAUGUACCUGGAACCAGCCACAAAUAAUCGCUCAAGUACAGCCCUCUCAUUUUUUCUGAAGGCGGUACAAAAUCAUGGCUGGCCUUCACGGGUGAGAGGUGAUGAAGGUGUAGAGAAUGUUAAAAUAGCAGAAACCAUGUUCACAGUAAAAGGUACAGGAAGGGGAAGCUUCAUCGCUGGAAAAAGCGUGCAUAACCAAAGAAUUGAACGUCUGUGGAGAGAUGUCUGGGUCAGUGUUACACAGAUAUAUUAUGAGGUUCUUCACAGCCUUGAAGAAGACUGCCUUUUGGAUAUAUCAAAUACACUUCACCUCUUCUGUGUGCACUACGUUUUCAUAAAAAGGCUGCAGAAUGAUCUGCACACAUUCAGUCAAGGGUGGGACAAUCACCCCUUGCGCACAGAAGGAGGACUAACUCCAAACCAGUUGUGGGUUUUGGGGCAUAUGCAGACCCCUUCCACUGAGGCUGAAGAAAAUGUGCAGAACCUGGACCUGUAUGGAACAGACUGGGAAUCAUUUGAUUAUGUGAAUGAGGAACACUACGGAAUUGAACUUCCAGAAAUUGAAUGUCCAAUGACCCCAACAGUGAUGGAUAGAAUAGAAACUGCCAUCAAUCCUACAGCACAGUCUGAAUCUUUUGGACGAGACAUUUAUGUUGCAAUGGUUCAAUAUGUAGAAAGUAUUUUGUCAUCUGAAGGGUAUGUCUGA
Messenger RNA from Brienomyrus brachyistius, 1763 nucleotides. RefSeq lists its product as uncharacterized. Gene Ontology annotation, molecular function: nucleic acid binding. The transcript is spliced from 7 exons. NCBI's taxonomy places the organism in Eukaryota, Metazoa, Chordata, Actinopteri, Osteoglossiformes, Mormyridae. The record is from RefSeq and is a predicted model, not a curated record. The coding region runs from base 306 to 1763 and encodes 485 amino acids.